Messenger RNA from Durio zibethinus, 821 nucleotides. RefSeq names its product large ribosomal subunit protein eL20-like. The record is from RefSeq and is a predicted model, not a curated record. Gene Ontology annotation, biological process: translation. Gene Ontology annotation, molecular function: structural constituent of ribosome. Gene Ontology annotation, cellular component: ribosome. Lineage: Eukaryota; Viridiplantae; Streptophyta; Magnoliopsida; Malvales; Malvaceae.
AAAGAGCUAGUACUAUAUAAGCGAAAGAAAGCCCUACUUUACUCUUCUCCUACAUUGAGCGGACGAGUGGGAGAGAGGGCCGAGAAAGUCUUCAGAUAUUCUCUUUCCUCAGAAAUGGUUAAUUUCAGGUUUCACCAGUACCAGGUUGUUGGGAGGGCUCUCCCAACGGAGAACGAUGAGCACCCCAAGAUUUACAGGAUGAAGCUUUGGGCCACCAAUGAGGUUCGGGCCAAGUCCAAGUUCUGGUACUUCUUGAGGAAGCUGAAGAAGGUUAAGAAGAGCAAUGGUCAAGUCCUUGCCAUCAAUGAGAUUUUUGAGAAGAAUCCAACCAAGAUCAAGAAUUAUGGUAUUUGGCUUCGCUAUCAAAGCCGUACUGGCUAUCACAAUAUGUACAAGGAAUACCGUGACACUACUCUGAAUGGAGCUGUUGAACAGAUGUACAACGAGAUGGCUUCUCGCCACAGAGUCAGGUUCCCCUGCAUUCAGAUUAUCAAGACUGCGACCAUCCCAGCUAAGCUAUGCAAGAGGGACAGCACCAAGCAGUUCCACAACUCCAAAAUCAAGUUCCCAUUGGUGUUCAAGAAGGUGAGGCCACCUACCAGGAAGCUGAAGACAACCUACAAGGCAUCAAGGCCCAACUUGUUUAUGUAAUUUCUCUAAUUUAAUAGAGGAGAGAGUUAAAGGUGGUUCUUGUUCUGAAAUUUUUGUUACUGAACGUCUAUCAGUUUGCUGAUCGGAUAUUGUUUUCAUUUGAGACGCCUAGGCUAUCAGACAGGUUGAACUUGGUUUGUUUGGGUUUCAACAUCUUAUUUUGUUUACAU